Messenger RNA from Eremothecium sinecaudum, 1881 nucleotides. RefSeq names its product Zn(2+) transporter ZRG17 (gene ZRG17). The record is from RefSeq and is a predicted model, not a curated record. The transcript has a single exon. Gene Ontology annotation, molecular function: monoatomic cation transmembrane transporter activity. Lineage: Eukaryota; Fungi; Ascomycota; Saccharomycetes; Saccharomycetales; Saccharomycetaceae. Gene Ontology annotation, cellular component: membrane. Gene Ontology annotation, biological process: monoatomic cation transport; transmembrane transport. Bases 1 to 1881 code for a protein of 626 amino acids.
AUGAACAAGAAUUCAAUAAAAGACAAAGUUACUAUCAAUGGUAGCGAGAAAAUGUUUAAUAUAGAUGCAGAUGAGGUAGAUAUCUUACACCCAUCAGUAAUUUCAUUUUCAGAAGAGGAAGGUCUUCAAAAUUCAAGUUUGACCUCAAAUAGACAGCCGCAAACACCUACGCGAGCAAUGAAUAGCAUAAUAGAAGAGGAAGACAGUCCGGAUGUAACGUGUAGCACUGUUGAAGAUGCCUCAGAUUUAUAUGCUAGCGUUCCUGGAUCGCAACAAGGCAAACGGCUUUCAUUUUAUUCCAAUAAAGAAAGUAACAACUCAUCUACUUCAUUGAUAAUGAAUAAGGGCUUUAUAUUUGGAGGCGAUUCAGUCUUUUCAAGUGCUAACCAGACUACUGUAGAUGAAAAUUUUGUGCCUUAUCAAGUAGGCCAAGGGUAUUCUGGUAGUGCUAGUAAGCGAAAUUCUCAGUCUCUAAAGUAUGUGCCCAUACCGAAACUUCCUCCAGUUAACAGAACUAGAUCUCCAAAUAGAAACACAAGAUCACCAUCACCUGAACGAAUUGCAACUCGCGGUAACAAACCUUCAGGAAAGAGUGAUGGGGGCCCAUUUAAUUUCUCGUCAUCAUCACUACAACCACCACAAUCAGGAUCGCGUACAUUGUUCCGUAAGGGACAUCGGUAUAAGCACUCAUCGGUAUCAAUGAACUUCUUUCAAGAACCAGAAGUGAAAGUUCCUUUGAAUAUUGCAAAAUCGCUACCUGUGCCAGAUUUUUCAGAUCUAAAAUUGAAUUUUACAUGGCCAACCCACCAUAUACAAUUGGGUUUAGUUGUGCUACAGGCGCUAUCUUGCCUUACAGUAUUUCAUUUCGGUCAAUCUAAUACUUGGACGAAUUUCUUUACACUAUCGCAUUUCAUCCUGUACGAUAUAUUGGGCUCAUUGGCUGUCGUGUUUAUCGAUCUGUUAUCUUACUUCGAGGUAUGGGGCACAAGUACGAUAAGAUACCCAUUUGGUUUGAAACGUAUUGAUGUAUUGAUUUCUUUUGGAUUUGCCAUCUCUAUGUGCUUUGUUGGUUUAGAUUUGGUAUUUCAUGUUGUGGAGGAGAUAGUUGUUUUAUUCGUUGAAAGUAGUAACCAUGAACAACAUGUUGACCUUGUUGAAAAUAUCCCACAUUCUCACAAUUCGAGCAUUACAGAUAGUGAUAUGUUACUCUGGUAUUCUGUAUUAUGUGCUUCGGCAGUUAUUUCUACUGCUACUCUGUGGUUUACGUUUUAUUCCAAGAACAAUAUUGAUAAUAAGUACAAAACAAAGACACCUUUUAUUACCUUGCUGUAUACCAGUUAUCUUAUGAUGUAUCCAAUAAUAGCAGGGUUUACAAGGUUUACAGAUUUUGUUGCUACAAUUAGUAUUGCCCUUUUUAUUAUUUAUUACGGCCUAAAAGUGGUAAAAUGGACUGGAACAAUGCUUCUUAUGGGUUUUCCUGUAACUUCGCUUGAAUCACAGGGUGGUAUGUUCCUGGCAGACAAAGAUUUUGUAAAGCCAGCGAAAGCUGAGGAUUCUGGCGCCGUGAUUGAGGAAGAUUAUGUUCCAGAAAUGCAUAUGCGUUCUAAGAUGUUCUUUGACCAAGAAUACGAACCUACCAUAGUGAAAGCAAAGUUAGGGGAAAAGAUAGAACAGUUAAAUGCAUUCAAGUCUAAUUGCACGUUCAAAUAUACUGAUUUGAUAAUUUCUAAUGUCAACUUCAACUUCUAUAUUGUUCUAAUGAGACUCAAUAUGAAAGGCGGUUCAAACGAGGAAGAAUUGGCACUAAGAUUGGAAAUCGAUAAAUGUGUUAGGACGUUUUUUCAAAAUGUGGAAACGACUCUUGAAAUAGAGCGUUUAUAA